UGUCCCGCGCCGUUCGUGAAUGCUGAAUUGUAUCCCCCUCACGGCGGACAACUCGACGCCCGCUUCUGCGCUGCCCCAGUCCCAGGCCUAACCUGCUGCCUCCCCUGCCCCAUCAGCCAAUGGGUCUUCAGCUCCUCCUUCCCCACCCAAGUCCCCGCCGCCAACUGGGUCGCCGUCCCCUCCUUCAUCCUCACCUCUCUACUCCUCCUCACCUACGCCUUCCUCCCGGAAGAAAAAUCCCACCGUCACUAUCUGUCCAUCGGAUUGACGGUUAGCUUGUUGUUGAUGAGUCUCGCGUUCAUCGUGCCGUUGAGCACGCGGCCGCACCAGUGCCGCGAUGCGAUCACCCCGAAUAACAUGUACACCGAUAUGAGUUGUGCGUGGAGCGGGGCGUUGUUGCAGGCCGGGGCUAUGGGGACGGCGGUGUGGAUCCUCCUCCGCUCCAUCUGGACCGCCCUGCGCAUCAUCCUCGACUUCAAGCGCACAGACCUCUUCCGCACCGUCUCCCUCGCCUUCGGCAUCGGCUUCCCCGCCCUCCUGCUCGCCAUCGCCAUGCCAGUCACAGGAGUGUCGUACCGUCUUUGGGACGUCUGCAUCCCCAACGGCACCGAAGCGUUUGUGACCUGGUUCGUCUGGCUGAUUGUUGUGGCGGGGCUGGCGGGGGUUAUUUUGAUUAUCACCGUAGGGUAUUGUGUGUGGAAGUUUGCGCUUAGUGCGUUGGCGGGUUCGGCGAGGGGGCGGAUGAGUAGUGGGAGUGUUGGUGGGCCGGGGAAGAAUAGUCGACGUCGUGCGAUUGGGCGGCGGAGAAGGGUGGAGUGGGGUCGGAUCAAGAGGGUGCUGUAUUUGCAGUGGCGAACGGUGGUGUUUGCGUUCAUCGUCACCAACGAGACGAUUUUCUUCGCAUUGGUGUUUGUGUCGCAGACGGCGGCCGUGCAGCGGAAUAUCGGUGGGAUUACGCCCGAGGAUGAGGCGUGGGGGAUCUGUUUGAUCGCGACGGGGGGCGAUAGCGAUGCGUGUUUGGAUCAGAGUAGUGGGUUGGGGUUGAGUGAAGGGAGGGUGGUGGCGGUUUUGUUGUUGGCUGCGAGCCUUGGUGCCACGCUAAGUCUGCUCAUGAUCCGCACCUCCAUGUUCGAGGGCUGG
Messenger RNA from Baudoinia panamericana UAMH 10762, 1140 nucleotides. RefSeq lists its product as uncharacterized. Gene Ontology annotation, molecular function: G protein-coupled receptor activity. Gene Ontology annotation, cellular component: membrane. The transcript is spliced from 5 exons. The record is from RefSeq and is a predicted model, not a curated record. The annotation marks the transcript as partial. Gene Ontology annotation, biological process: G protein-coupled receptor signaling pathway. NCBI's taxonomy places the organism in Eukaryota, Fungi, Ascomycota, Dothideomycetes, Mycosphaerellales, Teratosphaeriaceae.